Asparagus officinalis (garden asparagus) is the source of this 3381-nucleotide messenger RNA. RefSeq names its product DNA topoisomerase 1 beta-like. Lineage: Eukaryota; Viridiplantae; Streptophyta; Magnoliopsida; Asparagales; Asparagaceae. The transcript is spliced from 16 exons. Gene Ontology annotation, biological process: DNA replication; chromosome segregation; DNA topological change. Gene Ontology annotation, molecular function: DNA topoisomerase type I (single strand cut, ATP-independent) activity; DNA binding. The record is from RefSeq and is a predicted model, not a curated record. Bases 276 to 3086 code for a protein of 936 amino acids. Gene Ontology annotation, cellular component: chromosome; nucleolus.
GAUUUGGAUUAGUUCAAUAAAGACCGGGAGAGGGCAGCUCAAUAGAAACCCUAAUUUCACUCCGAGAAACCCUAAUUUCUCCCCCAAAUCAUUCAAUUUCUCGAAUCACUUCUCGAUUCCCAGCUGCUCUAGGGUUUCUCGGGGAAAAUUUCAGGCACCUUCCUCGGUUCCAUCGAUAUCUUGUGGUGAGCUGUAGAUUGGGACGGCGUUUCGAUUGAUGGUCUGAAUGCAAUCGUUGAAAUUUGUCUCUUUGUGGCAGAGACUAACCAGGAACUAUGGCUGUUGAUGGUCGUCCCAAACCAGUGUUUCAUGAUAAUGGUGAAGAUGAUGACGAUGAUGGACCUGCAAUUUUCAAAAGAACAAACACCACGUCCAAGCAAAGUCAUUUAAAUUCUGCUCUGAAGAAGUCAUUAUCUCAGAAGCAUGAAGAAACUCGAGAAAGGCCUGUAUCUAGUCACAAUGUCCGUAAUGGCAAUGGUGAGAGCUCAAGCUCACAAAAGAAUAAAGUGAUUUCUAAUGCUAAGUUAUCAUCUGCAAAGUCUAGUGCAGUGACCUCUAAUUCCGGUGCUUCUUCUCUUAGACAACCAAAUCAUUCAUCAAAAAAUGGAUUACCAAGUGUGAGCGUAAAAACUUCACAUACAAACAAUUCUUGUGACAAAGUUGAAAAUUCUGAUGAUUCUGAUGAUGGCAAACCAUUGAGCUCCAGAUUUAAUUCAGCUUCUGUUGCAGUGCAGAAGACCAAUUCUCUAAAUCCCGCGACCGCGAGGGUGGUGAAACAUUCAUUAGAACAUAAAGCAGGAAAUGAAAAUGUGGAUAAUAAGUCACGCGUAAAAAGGGAAGUUUCCGAUGAUUCUGAAGAUGGAUUACCUUUGAGUGCAAAAUUUCCUUCUUCUUCAGGGGCAGUUCAAAGAAGCAAUCCAUCUCCUAUGCCUACUUCAACUACAUCACAAAAGAUUAAAGAAAGCACUGCAGCUACAACUGGUGAUUCUGAAGACGAGAAACCAUUGUCUUCCAGACUUCCAUCAAAGUCCAGUGUGAUAAAGAAAUCUGGGUCUGAGAAGAAGCCUUUGGCUUCUAAUGGCUCCAAGAGGACAGAAAGCAGUGACAUCAAGCCUAAAAUCGUGUUAAACAAACGGCCUCCUGCAGAUAUGAAUCAUUCUAUUGAGUCUUCAUCUAAGAAAGCAAAACUGUCAAAUGCCCCUGUUCCUGGAAAAGUUAAAACUGAAGCUGUUUUGAAGAAAGAAAAAGAAGAUGAUAAUGAUCACAUACCAAUUUCACAGAGAAUCAAGAAGUCUGUUCCCUCCAGCAGCCAAUUGUCCACAAAGACGGUGACAAAGAAGAUAGCUUAUUCGUUCAAGAAAGAUAAGAAGAUGAUGAAAAAAACGAUGAAAAACUCUAAAUACUCGAAAAAUCUUAAAGUGCCUCCUGGGUCAGGUGGGGGACAGAAAUGGACAACCUUGGAACACAAUGGUGUUAUUUUCCCUCCUCCUUACAAGCCACAUGGGGUUAAAAUGCUCUACAAUGGACAGCCAGUUGAUUUGACUCCUGAGCAAGAGGAGGUUGCAACAAUGUUUGCAGUGAUGAAGGAUACUGAUUAUGCCACCAAACCAACAUUUAUUAAGAACUUUAUGGAAGAUUGGGGACGCAUACUUGGUAAAAACCAUAUCAUAAAGAAAUUUGAGCUCUGUGAUUUUACUCCAAUCUAUGAAUGGCAUCUAAAAGAGAAGGAAAAGAAGAAGCAAAUGACUUCAGAAGAGAAGAAGGCCUUGAAAGAAGAGAAAUUGAAGCAAGAGGAGAAAUAUAUGUGGGCUAUUGUUGAUGGAGUAAAAGAGAAGGUUGGUAAUUUCAGAGUUGAGCCACCAGGAUUGUUCCGAGGCCGCGGAGAACACCCAAAGAUGGGGAAGCUCAAAAGUCGAAUUCGGCCAAAAGAUAUUACCAUCAAUAUUGGAAAAGAUGCUCCGGUUCCAGAAUGUCCAAUUCCUGGUCAAAGGUGGAAAGAAAUAAGACAUGACAAUACCGUUACAUGGCUAGCGUUUUGGAAUGAUCCUAUAAAUCCCAAAGAGUUUAAGUAUGUAUUUUUGGCAGCGAGCAGUUCAUUGAAAGGUCAAAGCGACAAAGAAAAGUAUGAGAAGGCUAGGCUUUUGAAGGAUUACAUAGAAGGCAUACGUGCAACCUAUACAAAGGAUUUCACCAGUAAAGAUCCUACCAAGAGACAGAUUGCGGUGGCAACUUACCUCAUCGACAAGCUAGCGCUAAGGGCAGGCAAUGAAAAAGAUGAUGAUGAGGCGGAUACUGUGGGUUGCUGUACCUUGAAAGUGGAGAAUGUUACAUGUGUUCCUCCAAAUAAGUUACAGUUCGACUUCCUUGGUAAAGAUUCAAUCAGAUAUUUCAAUACUGUGGAGGUUGAGUUGCCUGUCUAUAAAGCAAUUGGAGAUUUCCAAACUGUUACAAAAAGUAAUGGCAAGAAAAAGGCUGGUGGAGAUGACCUUUUUGACAUGCUGGACACAAGUAAACUUAAUGCUCAUUUAAAGGAGCUCAUGCCUGGCCUCACCGCAAAAGUUUUUCGAACAUAUAAUGCGUCCAUUACCUUGGAUUCCAUGUUGUUUGAAGAAACCAAGGAGGGUACACUACCAGAAAAAAUUGCUAUUUAUCAGCAUGCAAAUAAAGAGGUUGCAAUUAUAUGCAAUCAUCAGCGCAGUGUUUCAAAGUCUCAUGAUGCUCAGAUGUCAAGAUUGAAUGAGAAAAUAGACGAGUUAAAGGCACAAAAGGAGGAGUUGCAAGUGGAUUUGAGCAGGGCAAGAAAAGGAAAGCCUACACUUAAGCAGAAGAAGAACUUGUCCCCUGAAGUGUUAGAGAAGAAACUUAACCAGGUUGAGGCAAAGAUAGAGAAAAUGGAAAUAGAUAAAAAGGUCAAAGAGGACUUGAAGACUGUAGCAUUGGGCACUUCCAAGAUCAAUUACCUUGAUCCUAGAAUAUCGGUUGCAUGGUGUAAGCGCAAUGAAGUUCCUAUAGAGAAGAUUUUCAACAAGUCUCUUCUUGCAAAAUUCUCAUGGGCAAUGGAUGUGGAUCCAGACUAUAGAUUUUAAUUUGACUUGGUUGAAAGAGUAUUGCUUCAACUCUUGAUGCAGAGAGAGUAGAUUGCCGGUCCUCUUGGCUCAAAUUUCAUCUCAAAUUGACAAAGAAAGAGAGAACAAAUAGUAUUUCAAGUUACUACUUGUUGUAACAGUGAGACUCUGAGUAAUCAUCAGCUUCAGAAAAAUUUGCAACUCUGUAAGCAGACGAUUCGGCCUUUUAAAUCUCUUUAAUGUAUCAAGCUGUUUAUUACAUUGUAUUUUUUAAGAUGAAUUUGUUUAUUAAAAGGGUUUUAGAUACCUUUUUUUU